Messenger RNA from Dalotia coriaria, 917 nucleotides. RefSeq names its product trypsin-5-like. Lineage: Eukaryota; Metazoa; Arthropoda; Insecta; Coleoptera; Staphylinidae. Bases 32 to 802 code for a protein of 256 amino acids. The transcript has 2 exons. Gene Ontology annotation, molecular function: serine-type endopeptidase activity. The record is from RefSeq and is a predicted model, not a curated record. Gene Ontology annotation, biological process: proteolysis.
UCUAAGUUGUUGCCACGUUAGAAACAGCAAAAUGUAUCAAAUUUUUAUUUUUUGUACAGUUUUAACCUCAAUAGUUCAUUUUUCUAACCAAUCAAGUGGUGUUAGAAUCAUCGGUGGUUCAAAUAUCAACAUAACCUCGGUUCCAUAUCAAGUUUCCCUUCAAAAUGUCGGCAGUAACUUCCACACUUGCGGUGGGUCCAUUCUCGCGCCAUCUUGGAUUCUCACUGCAGCGCAUUGCGUGCGUGAUUUUGAUCCUUUGAAAAAACAAAUUGUCGUUGGAAUGACUCUGCGUAGCAAAGGCGGAAUAAUCCAUAGUAUUAAACGUGUGGUUCAACAUCCGCUUUUUGGUUCAGCGCAUAAAUAUAGCCAUGAUAUUGCCCUUAUAGAAUUGAAUACUCCGAUCACGUUUAAUGCUUUAGCGCAACCUGUUAGACUUCCUGAAGAUGAUGAACCACUUCCUGUUGGGAGUGUUUGUAGAAUUUCCGGUUGGGGACGGUUGGAGCACGAAGGUGAUAAGCCUGACCAACUGCAAUCAACUACAGUACCAAUAUGGAAGCCUAAGAAAUGUGCGGCUGCUUAUAAAUAUUCAAAAUCAUUGUUUGAUGGAAUAGAGGCGACUAUGAUGUGCGCAGGAUGGGAAAAUGGCGGCUCGGAUACUUGCAGUGGAGAUUCAGGAGGUGGACUUGUGUGUGGUGAUGCCGUUUAUGGCAUUGUUUCGUUUGGAAAAGGCUGCGGGACUGUUUAUCCAAAAGUAUUCAGUCACGUAUACAAUUUAGAGUUUGUUGAAAGUGUUAUCGGGUAGAUUACAAGAAAGUGUAUUAUUGUAGUAAUACAAUAGUACUAUUGUCAUUUGAAAAGUCUUUUAUAACUUUCAAAUCAAAUAAAGGUUUGUGGAUUAAUAUGCAUGAGUAAAAUAA